CAAGCCGACUGGUGGGAGAAUUCAAAUUUCAACCAAACAGCCUCGAGGCGUAAUUCCUAUAUAGGGAUGCCAUAAACGCGGUCCAUUUUGUUGAAUAGCACCCAUCACCACGACGCGACUUUUCCCUCCUCCUUUCAUCAUGCCAUUUCUUUAAAAUCCCAGAGUCUUUUCCCGUACCGAAAUCCCCAGGACCCUCCUACCUUUUCUGUACUUCUACCGGGCUGCACCACCAUUUUCCGACUCUUGAACAAAUUGCAACGACAAAAAACGCUCUGAUACGACACCUUUGAUUUCAAUCAUAAUCUAAUACUGCACAACCAGUAAUGGAUGAUCAACCAUAUACGACGCCCGACGAAGACCCUUUCAGUGUACGGCCCCUGCUUCAGCCUCGCCGGAGACGUUCAAGCAUGCUCGAUAAAUGGAUCCAAGAACAGCAAAAGCUUCCCAGCUCUCCGCAAUCCACUCCUCGUGCCAGCUGCAACACACUUGGUCCUCGCGGUAAUCCAUACUUGGCUUAUCCUGAUCUUGGAAUACCGCAAGAAAGCCGCAGCCGUUCUGGCUCUGUGAUAACGUUGGGUAGCUAUGACCUUGUAGAUGACGAGGAUAUCCCACAAGGCUCGAUUCCCGAGAUUCCUCUAUCACCAUCAACACCAACAUCCACAGCUCACAAAGGCUUUCUAGGGACACCUACAUCUUUUCGCAGUCUGCACAACCCUUUCCGUUCUCAAUCACCCGCGCGUUCUUCGACACCUACAGCUGAAACAGCUCCCAGGACUCCUUCUCGUAAAUCAUUUAUACCGCUGAACUCUCGCCUUGGCCAGGGCUCAGAACGAAGUAAACCCAAACAGCAUAACAGAUCCUCAAGUCUUUCGAUACUCAACAAUCCUCCUCUUUCCCCCUCUACCUCUUCCCAUAUGCCUGAACCUUUGCACACACCCUCCAAGUGGCGCCCGAGUGUGCUAGGAUAUUUCUCUUCGUCCGCUACCUCUCAGGUAUCAUUUAUUCCCUCCGAAACCCUUUACACACCUUCUCGCCCAAGCGUAUCAUCAAAUUCCACCGUCACGACCACGACCAGCAUCACAUCUGCCACCGCCACCGCGAAGAAUAAUGACGCACCUGUCACAACUACCAGGCUUCCUCUGAACAGUGGCGUUGCAUCUUUUCGGUUGCCGCGACGUUCUCAUGCAGAUAUGUUGCAUGUUCAAAGUUCCAACUCCGUGGAAAACAAUGUCCCCAACUCUUCAUAUGCUCGUUCUUCCAAGGGCGGCAGUACGCGAAUACCCUUAGCUCCCAAAUCCACUGUACGACUAGCAAACUCCAACGUCAAUCCAAUACACGAUGAUGACGAGGAGAGGUCUCCUGCUCCGGUGCCUAUCGCGAAACAUAACGCGAAACCGGAGGUUGUAUUUGUUGCAUCCAGCAAGACAAACACACUGUCAAAAAUGUCUUUCGCCGCUCUAUCUUCCAAGAACAACAAGAAAAAGCGGCUUAUCAUUAGCGGUAUUGCAUCUAAUGAUGUCCGGAAGUUUGAGGGUGUGAAGACCUGGUGUGAGAGCUUUGGAGAAGUUUCGCACAUCAUAAGGAUGCCAAAUAGUGAUUUACAUGUUCACUUCCGUAGCGCAGAUGUCGCCGACACGGUUUGUCGUCUUCGUGCCAAGGUUUACAUCGUAGGCUGCGGUAGCGUAGGCGUGUCCUGGACUACUGGCAACACUAAGCGAUAAGCAUUACCCUUUGCGAUUGAUUCUCCUUUUGAUGCUUCUCCAUUUCGUGUUCUUCAUGCAACAAGCUUUCAGCAUUGUAUAACAAGCAAAGCCCGGUUACCCUGCAAGCUACUUUACUGGUC
Lentinula edodes (shiitake mushroom) is the source of this 1843-nucleotide messenger RNA. RefSeq lists its product as uncharacterized. Bases 324 to 1721 code for a protein of 465 amino acids. The record is from RefSeq and is a predicted model, not a curated record. Lineage: Eukaryota; Fungi; Basidiomycota; Agaricomycetes; Agaricales; Omphalotaceae. Gene Ontology annotation, molecular function: hydrolase activity, acting on carbon-nitrogen (but not peptide) bonds, in cyclic amides. The transcript is spliced from 6 exons.